CCUCUCCCCCGUUCCCAGCGCCCCCAGUUCGGACCCGCGGUACCGGCGGCAGCACCGACCCCUCCCGGUGUCCCCGGAGCGCCAUGGACGGAGCGCGGAGCCUCCCCCGGCUGCUGCCGCUGCUGGCCCUGAGCCUGCCCCCGAUUUGGGGGGUCCAAGUCCAGCACAGCAUCAUCCAGACGGAAUUCUACCAGAAGUCGCUGGGCCCCGGCGCCGCUGACAGCGACGAGUUCAUGUUCGACUUCGACGGCGACGAGAUUUUCCACGUGGAGCGGGAGGAGACGGUCUGGAGGCUCCCGGAAUUCCAGGAGUUCGCCAGCUUCGAGGCGCAGGGAGCGCUCCAGAACAUCGCCAUCGACAAGCAGAAUCUGGAAAAUUCCAUGGCCGCCUACAACAACUCCCGGAUUCCCGCCGAGCCCCCGGAGGUGGCGGUGUUCCCCAAGCACCCGGUGGAGCAGGACGAGCCCAACAUCCUGAUCUGCUCGGUGACCAAGUUCUGGCCGCCGGUGCUGGGCGUGGCCUGGUUCCGGAACGGGGCGCGGCAGGAGCGCGGCGUGCUGGAGACGCCCUUCUACCCCGACCGCGACUUCACCUUCCGCAAGUUCUCCUACCUGCCCUUCGUGCCGCGGCCCGGCGACUACUACGACUGCAGGGUGGAGCACGAGGGGCUGCCCGAGCCCAGCAAGACCCACUGGG
Molecule: messenger RNA, 696 nt
Organism: Haemorhous mexicanus (house finch)
Lineage: Eukaryota; Metazoa; Chordata; Aves; Passeriformes; Fringillidae
Product: HLA class II histocompatibility antigen, DR alpha chain-like
Exons: 3
Biological process (GO): positive regulation of T cell activation; immune response; peptide antigen assembly with MHC class II protein complex
Cellular component (GO): membrane; MHC class II protein complex
Molecular function (GO): MHC class II protein complex binding
Source: RefSeq, a predicted model, not a curated record